AUGCCUCUUGGGGUUUGCUCAUCGUACCAGCUGCUCUUAGUGUUGGCUUACAGUGAGAGCAUCCAUGGAAAAUGGCAUUUCACAGAGAUUCGGGCCAUCUUCUCCCGUCGCUAUCUACUCCAAAAUGUCGCAUUGGAAAUUUUCCUUGCCUCCCGGACGGCAGUGAUGUUUGCAUUUGGGGAUCUAGGGACGGUUCGUCGAGUGGUACGGGCUCUCCCUCGCGUCGGGGUCGGCAUCAAGUACGGACUCCCACAAACCCGGAGAGCAUCGUUGAUGGUCGGGAGGCAAUUGUUCCGGGCUUCAAAUAUGACUCAUAAGUGGCAACGGAGGGAGAUCUCCAACUUCGAGUACCUUAUGUUCCUUAACACCAUCGCCGGGAGGACAUACAACGACUUGAAUCAGUACCCGAUCUUCCCAUGGAUUCUGACCAAUUACGAGUCGAUGGAGCUCGAUCUCAGCCUCCCGUCCAACUAUAGGGAUCUCUCCAAGCCGAUCGGAGCAUUGAACCAGGGUCGGAAGGAGUUCUUUGAGGAUCGCUUCAACACUUGGGAUCACGAGGGGAUUCCCCCGUUUCAUUAUGGCACUCAUUAUUCCACUGCCGCCUUUGUCCUCAACUGGCUCGUCAGGCUCGAGCCGUUCACGACCAUGUUUCUGUCGCUACAAGGAGGGAAGUUUGAUCACGCGAAUCGAAUGUUUUCGUCAAUGGAAUGCGCGUGGAGGAACUGCCAACGAGACACCUCCGACGUGAAGGAGCUCACGCCGGAAUUGUUCUACCUGCCGGAGAUGCUGGUGAACAUGAACGGGUAUAAUCUGGGUCGAGACGAGACGGGAAAGGCUUUGGGGGAUGUUCAUCUCCCUCCUUGGGCACAGACUCCCGAAGAAUUCAUCCGAAUCAAUCGCAUGGCCUUGGAAUCCGAGAUUGUCUCUUGCCAGCUUCACCAGUGGAUUGAUCUCAUAUUCGGAUACAAGCAGCGAGGUCCGGAGGCGGUGAGGGCGACUAAUGUCUUCUACUACCUCACAUAUGAAGGACUCGUGGAUUUCGACUCCAUCACUGAUCCCCUCAUGCGAGAAGCAGUAGAGAAUCAGAUACGAAGUUUCGGGCAGACGCCGAGUCAACUGUUGAUGGAGCCCCAUCCCCCGAGGGCAUCUGCCAUGACCCUUAGUCCGCUGAUGUGGACGUCGCCUCCCGAUGAUGUUUGCAUGGUGGUGAAGUUCCCAAGUAACUCGGCAGUUAUCCACGUGUCAGGGAACACCUACCCUGCCCUCCCACAUCCCGCUAUCCUCACGGUCACUAGUGCCGGUCACUUCGCCGUAAACCGCUGGCACAAUCUUCCCUAUCCUCCUGGGAGUGCAAGAGGGAGUGAAGGGGGAGGUGGAGGUGGAGGAGGUGGAGAAGUUGGGAGUUCUGCAUCGUCAUCUUUAUCUUCUCCCACAAGUCUGCCCCUAUCACUUGACCCUGUACUUUCCUUAAUAGCUGGAAACACGGUGCCAAGUGUGAGGAGGUCCCUUGGUAACAACUUCAGCCAGAAGGUUCGACUUCGCCACUCUCUUUUCAUUUCAACAGUGGAUUCUCGAUUCAUCAUUGCCGGGGGAUUCUGGGACAACAGUUUCCGUGUCUUCAACACGGACAAUGCAAGGAUCGUCCAGAUCAUAUUUGGUCAUUAUGGGGUGGUGAGGUGCCUUGCCCGAUCAGAAUGUAAUGUCGUCUCAGACUGCUUGGUUGCAUCUGGAUCCCAGGAUGCGACUGUCCGUCUCUGGCAUUGGAAUGCUCGAGCACAGCUGAUAACAGGUGAUGGGAAUGGGUUGGAUGCUCCAUCUCCAAAAGCCAUCCUUACAGGACAUGACAGCCCCGUCGUGGCGCUUGUCCUUUCAGCCGAACUUGGUCUUGUUGUCUCGGGUUCACAAGGCGGGGCAGUUCUUGUCCACACAACGCAUGGGGACCUCUUGCGGUCCUUGAGGCCUCCAGGAGACUUCCUUUCCCCAGAUCUCAUGACCCUGUCACGUGAGGGACUGGUCGUUGUCAAAUAUGAUGCUGGAAAUCUGGCCACAUUCACCAUCAAUGGGAAGCUCCUUCGUCAUCAAUCUCACCACGAUCAUCUCCAUAGUGUACUUGUGAGUCGGGAUGGAGAAUACCUGAUGACUGGAGGUGAGAGAGGAGUGGUGGAGGUGUGGAGAACCUUCACCCUUGCUCCUCUCUAUGCAUUCCCACAAUGCGAUAGCCACAUCCGAACACUUGCCCUCUCCCAUGAUCAGAGAUACCUGGUGGCUGGAUUGUCAUCUGGGUCCCUUGUGGUAUUCAACAUUGACUUCAACAGGUGGCAUUAUGAAUACCAGCAGCACAUCUAGCUAGUCACUAUCUGCAGCCUUUCCUUUUUUUUCUCUGCCUCUUCAUCCCCCACUUCUUCACCUUCACUUUCUCAGUGAUCAACUAGCAGGGAUGAAGGGAUUUCUUCUGUGGACACUGUAUUGCUCAGCUACUUAUAUUAUGGGAGAAGGGUUUCUCUUGUUUUCUCACUUGUUCCAUGAAUCCCAUGAUUUGCACCCUCAUCUCAGCUCUUUUCAUCUGUAGAGAGGAUAUUUUUCACAAUGGCCUUUCCCAUCUUCUCAAGUUAUUAGUCAUGGUUGUGAUGGACUGCAUGGGUCUCAAGUUGGCAGCUUCAAUGUGAGAAGCCUAGGAGAGAACCUCUUCAGUGGUGACAAUAGUCAUGUGCCAAAGCACAGGAAAUUCAAUAUUUGUUUGCCACAUCCAGGUAGCUUGCAGGCAGCACUGUCUUCUUGUGUCAUUCUUGUGUUUGUUCACAUAGUUGUGUGAUUGUACUUGGACAGUGUGCAUGCUCUUUUAGGUAUUCGUGUUGUGACACCAGAAAUCAGAGAAAAAUCCAUCCAAAAAAAUCACAUGGUGACCAUUUAAGUCUUGAUCUAAAUUUAUGGCAUUCCCACCAUGUGAUCCCAUCCAUCCAUCAAAUACCGCCCAAGGAAAGGUCCCAUGUUAACAUUCCAUUCUAAUUUCAGUUCCUCUCACUCCCUUCUCUCUGCCUCCUCUUUUGACAUCCGCCAUCAUGUCCUGUAUGAUGUCAAUGAAUUCUGAACUACCAGAAUCCCCCUCAUUAUGAGGGUCUGAGAAAUUUCCUCCCUUCCAUUUUUCAUUUGUUACUCUGUUCCACUUCUCAUUUGUUGUUGUGCUUAUUUUAUGCCUUGAUGAAGGGAUUAUGGUUAUGGC
Molecule: messenger RNA, 3220 nt
Organism: Darwinula stevensoni
Lineage: Eukaryota; Metazoa; Arthropoda; Ostracoda; Podocopida; Darwinulidae
Source: the annotation of a GenBank genome assembly